GGGAAUCGCCUAGGCGUUUUUGUAUUACAAUAAUAUUAUUAUACAAUUAAAAAAAAAUUGCUUCCAACAUAAUUAAGAUGUCACGGAGUGAUGCUGACAGUGUCAGGCGGCACAAUUGACGAAAGCUGUGAAAUCGCAGGAGCGUGGUUUGAUUGAUCAUUAGCAUUUUUAGGGUUAGGGAACAGCGCAAUUAGUAACGAAGAAAUAUUGAGUGUGUAAAACCAGUGGGCGUUUAUGUAGGUCUGAUGUAACUAAUGUUGAAUGCUAGUUACCUCGCUUGCUCAUAAGUAUGUAGAUAAAAUAUCUCAUAGUGUACUUUCCCUUUGAAAACAUUGGAAGGUUUGGAAGUGUGUAGAGUUAAAAUAAACCCGCGAUUGUUUUGUUGAGAGGAAUCGAAUUCAGAACGAAGAAUCAAAAUGAUGAUGCAGUAUAUGAAGGAAUUAGAACAGGAACCAUUUGAUCCAGAGGAAUUUGUAGAACGCCUUGCUUGGAGAACAGUUGCAGACAGCAGAGGUGAGGGAACAGGACAUUUUGAUCCUGUUUUGCUUCAUGAGACAUUUCUUCAGGCCAUCAAGGAUCUGCAACUUCUGCAAGAACGUCAGCAAAAGAAAUGUGAGCGCCUGGAGAUGAUGUGUCGGGAAGAAGAGAAUGGACACUGGCAACAGAUUUCCCAGCUGCAAGACAGGAAUAAGGCAUCAGUGAAAAUGUUUCAAGAGCUAGAUGAGAGAAUUAAUUAUGUGGCUACGAAAGUAAUUCACUUGGGUGACCAGUUGGAAAGUGUUAACACACCUCGAGCCCGGGCAGUUGAGGCACAGAAGCUGAUGAAUCAUUUUGCAGAAUUUCUGAGCCCUGGGCCAUUGCUUGCUGAAGUUUUUACUGAUAAAACUCAGAUAGAUGAAGCAGCUGAUAUCAUACAGAAGUUACAUUUGAUUGCUCAGGAAUUACCUUCAGGAAAAUUUGAAAAGGCGAAAAAGAAAAUAGCAACUAAGUACGAUGAAAUUGAAAGAUCUCUGAUUGAGGAGUUUGUGAAAGCUCAUCGCUCAGAUGACAAAGGAAGGAUGAAAGAAGUUGCGACUGUUCUCUCUCAUUUCAAGGGUUAUCCACAAUGUGUAGAUGCAUUCAUUGAACAAAGCCAGAUGAGUGCAUUUACAGGGAAAGAUGUCUUCCGAGAUGUCAUUCCUUUGUGUGAAAAAAAUUUUACUGUGAUGACUGAGGUAUUCAGUAAUCCAGACCAAGUGAUGGCAAAGUUUGUCCUUAAUAUCUAUCAUUUGAAACUGCAGAACUACAUUGUGGCUAGUUUGUCAGAUAGAAGUGACACAGACAGAUAUCUCAAGAAUUUGUAUGAUUUAUAUUCAAGAACAGUUAAACUCUCAAAUGAUCUGUCUCACUUUCAAAUGGGGAAUGACAGUAUGUAUCUCAGUAAACUGACUACGAACAUCUUUCAGAAGUAUUUGGACUCGUAUAUCAGUGUAGAAACGAAGUGUCUGAAAGAAAAGAGUGCUGCAGUAUUACAUAAAUAUUAUGAAUGCAAGAAUCACCAGAAGAAGCAGAUCCAAACUGGAGGUUUCCAGGAUUUGAGAAGAGAUCUCCAGGCAGUGAUUGGAACACGCACAAACUUUAACAUUGCUCAGAUUGAAAACUAUGGAGGUGAAACAUUCUUAUCUGAAGAAGUAGCAAUUGCAUUACUUCAGGAGAGCAAAUUGGCAUUCAGAAGAUGUGAGCUGUUGUCCCGUCAGUCUGACCUGCCAGGUAAUGCACUUCAGAUAUUUGAAAUUUUGCUGCAUUAUCUCAUGGCUGAGCACCUGGAUUAUGCCCUUGAACUGGGCUUGCAAAGUGUGCCCAUACCAGAGAACAAAACACAGCCUCAGAUCUCCUUCUUCGAUGUCUUACGACAGUGUAAUGCCAUCGUUCAUCUACUGGAGAAGCAGUUCAUUGGUAGCCUUGUCCCAUUGGUCAUAUCUACACCAAAGCAUGGUGAUUGUCUCCAGAAGAAAAAAUAUCUUUUGGAACAGAUUGAAUUUAAAUUAGACAUAGGACUUGACAGGUCCAUUAAUGCUAUUGUUGGCUGGGUGAAAAUAUAUCUUCAAACAGAACAGAAGAAAACUGAUUUCAAACCUGAAACAGAUCUGGACACACUGGCUUCUCCUGCAUGUUUGGCUGUGGUUCAGUAUGUUGGAAGCAUGGUGGAAAGGAUCAGAGAUAGCUUAGAUGGUAAAAACGUUGAAGCCCUUAUGAUGGAAUUUGGUACACGUUUCCAUCGAGUUAUUUAUGAACAUCUACAGCAGUUCCAGUAUAAUUCAGCAGGAGCAAUGUGUGCAAUCUGUGAUGUCAACGAAUAUAGAAAAUGUGUGAAAGAAUUUAAGGUUCCAUUGGUGAACACGUUAUUCGAUACACUUCAUGCACUGUGUAAUUUGCUUUUAGUAAAACCUGAAAAUUUAAAGCAAGUCUGUACAGGAGACCAACUGGCCGGUCUGGACCGAUCCAUCCUUCUGAAUUUCAUUCAGCUUAGAAGUGAUUACAAAACACAGAAAUUGGCUGUCUCACUCAAGGGCUUAGCUACAUGAAACUGGUGAUAAAAAAGCACCUCAGGCCUUUAUGUCUUUCUCUGAUUAGAAGAUGGAUGGAAGUUAACACGUCAGUAAUCAAAGCUGCAGCAAGAAUGGAGCAGACAGGCAGAGUGUUCCUAAAGUCAGAGCUUUCAAUAUUUAGUUAAGUUGUAAUAAAUGGUAAAUCAUGAGUUAAGUGAAGUACUUAGAAGUAGAGGCUGAUUUACUUGGAGGCGGCCCCAAAAUAAUAAUUAUAAAUCAUGCAGUAAUUUAUGAUGAGAAUGAAACUUUAUAUACCUUGGUAGAUGUGGAAGUCCUUGGGUUACAAGGGAUGUAUAGAAUUGUCUUCCCUUCACCUGGAAACACAGGCUUAUGGUGGUCCAUGUUCACAAAUGUUGUAGCCAGUAUGAUAGAAGGAACUGCAAAAACAAGGUGAACUGAGCAGGCACCGGAUUUGUUUUGCAAAGUACACUGUUACCAAGUUUUUGUUUUCCUCAGUAAAUUGUUGCAUGAUUAAUAAUUAGUAUAUCAGAGCCUCAUCCAAGUGAAUCAACUGAUAUCAUACAGUGUUAACUGCAUAUGAAUUAAUGUUAUCACAUGAAACAUUUCUUCAGUAUAACACAAAUAAUUUUCUGUAUAAACCAUGAAAUAGAUGACCUGUAUUUGUA
This is a messenger RNA of Cryptotermes secundus, 3214 nucleotides long. RefSeq names its product exocyst complex component 5 (gene Sec10). The record is from RefSeq and is a predicted model, not a curated record. The transcript has 17 exons. Gene Ontology annotation, cellular component: exocyst; cytoplasm. Bases 417 to 2564 code for a protein of 715 amino acids. Gene Ontology annotation, biological process: exocytosis; Golgi to plasma membrane transport. NCBI's taxonomy places the organism in Eukaryota, Metazoa, Arthropoda, Insecta, Blattodea, Kalotermitidae.